AUGUUUUUCAACAAACUUGACGACAUUUCCAAAGAGACCGGAAAACGUGGAUGGAUUGAUCUCCCAUGCCUGUUCCAAUACUAUGCAUUUGACACUAUUGGAAUGCUCGCCUAUGGCAAGCGGUACGGUUUUAUUGAACAGAAUUCUGAUAUCAACGGAAUCAUCAAGUCGACGCGGGCGAUACUCGACUACACUUCAUAUGUUGGCAAUUAUCCACUGUUAGACAAGGCAACGAUCAAAAACCCACUUAUGUUGUGGCUGGGCCGAAUGGGUUUUGUCCAAAUGACCACGCCGUUAAUUCCGUUCGCGAUUAACUCGCAGGCUGGACGACUGGCGGAGAUGCGAGAGAACCCUGAGCGCAAGGAUACCAACCGGGAUAUCCUUGACAGCUACCUUGCAUUGCAUAGGGCUAAGCCGGAUGUCGUAACCCAUGAUAUAGUACUGGAGCUGGGAGUGAUGUUGGGUUUUGCUGGAUCGGAAUCAACUGGGGUCGCCCUAAGUGCAUUUCUUUACCAUGUCACACGCCAUUCCGAUAUCUACCGCCGUGUCCGAAACGAGCUGGCGUCUCAUAUCGACGCCAAUACAAGUCAUGUAUCGUAUACAAAAGCUCAAAGCAUGCCAUAUUUUGAUGCCUGCGUGAAGGAGUCUUUCCGAAUCCAUCCCCCCAGCGGCUUCGUGAUGGAGCGUGUGGCUCCUCCGCAAGGAGUGGAGAUUGCUGGGUACAAAGUCCCCGGCAAUGUGAUUGUUGGCUGCAAUCCACACGCCGUGCAUCGUGAUAAGGCAAUAUUUGGAGAGGACGCAGAUGUGUAUCGCCCUGAGCGAUGGCUCGAGGCUAGUGACGCGCAAGCGCGCGAAAUGUGGAAGGGAAUGCUGCAUUUUGGUAGCGGAUCACAUACAUGCUUGGGUCGGCAUAUUAGUGUGAUGGAGGUGUAUAAACUGGGCGCGUCACUGUUGCAUAACUACAAGAUCACCCUGGACCAACCGGAAAGAGACUGCGAGAUUACAGUAGGGCAGUUUGUACGGUUGAACUACCGGGUACGGGUAAAGCGAUUAUCUAAGGAGUAG
This is a messenger RNA of Aspergillus chevalieri, 1065 nucleotides long. RefSeq lists its product as uncharacterized. Bases 1 to 1065 code for a protein of 354 amino acids. The transcript is spliced from 4 exons. Gene Ontology annotation, molecular function: iron ion binding; oxidoreductase activity, acting on paired donors, with incorporation or reduction of molecular oxygen; heme binding. The record is from RefSeq and is a predicted model, not a curated record. NCBI's taxonomy places the organism in Eukaryota, Fungi, Ascomycota, Eurotiomycetes, Eurotiales, Aspergillaceae.